GACGGGGGAAAGAACAGUAACAACCUUCCCCGAUGAACGCUCACCGGCGGCAGACCGUCGAGUCGGACACCGAUUCCGACUCGGAGACGAUGCGAUGUCUCUCCUGCAAGGAAGAGUACGACUCGGUCGACGCCGGGACCUGCAAGGAGUGCUACGACGAGGCAACCGAGACCGAGCAAGAGCUCAAGAAAGAGAUCGACGAUCUCAAGGCUAAGAUCGCCUUCUUGAAAUUCUGCUCCCCUGUCGGCCAGAACCACUUCGACGGCAAAUUCUCCGACGUCGUAUUGGUCGCCUCCGACGACCUGUCUCCCUUGCCCGUCCCGGCUCACAAGGCCGUUCUGGCAAGCCGAUCCCCAGUAUUCAGAGCAAUGCUCGAGAACCAAAUGGAAGAGAGCAUCAGUGGAACCAUAAAAAUCCCCGACGUAUCAUACGAUGCACUCAGAACCUUUGUCAACUACAUGUACACAGCUGAAGCACGCCUCGAUGAACAGAUGGCCUGCGACCUUUUGGUGCUGGCGGAGAAGUAUCAGGUCAAGUAUCUCAAAGGUUACUGCGAGACCUUUCUGGUGUCCAGAUUGAACUGGGACAGCUCGUUGAUGAGCUACGCCUUCGCUCACCAGCACAAUGCAAAGCAGGUGCUCCAAGCUUCGUUGUCUCUUAUCACGGAGAACAUGGACAAGCUCACUACACGGGAGGAGUAUCUGGAGCUGGUGGAGAAAGAUCCGAGGCUUGUGGUGGAGAUUUACGAAGCAUAUCUUGGGAAGCAGGUGAAUACAGCUGCAGCUCGUGGGGAUUGCUCCAAGCAGAAGAAACUGUAGCAGCCUAGCGGGCAUAAGGGUUUUUUUCAUCCUUUUCUCUUUUCGGUCUAGUUUAGAUUGUGAAUGUGGGUAGUGAUUAGUCGAUGAUUGUUCUUUGUCCAGUCUUUCGUUGUUCGAUAUUUUCGCAGGAUGGUUCUCUUAAGAGGACGCAUAUAACAACCUGGGUUUACUUGUCGCCCUAUGGAUGGAGAUUUUAUAUUAAAUCUAAAUCGUGGGU
This is a messenger RNA of Linum trigynum, 1035 nucleotides long. The record is from the annotation of a GenBank genome assembly. NCBI's taxonomy places the organism in Eukaryota, Viridiplantae, Streptophyta, Magnoliopsida, Malpighiales, Linaceae.